This is a messenger RNA of Funneliformis mosseae, 143 nucleotides long. Lineage: Eukaryota; Fungi; Glomeromycota; Glomeromycetes; Glomerales; Glomeraceae. The record is from the annotation of a GenBank genome assembly.
AAAAUUUUCGAAACUUUUGGAAAUCUGUCAGAAGAGGGAAUUCUGACGCACAAUACAUUUUAAGAGAGUGUUAUCGUUAUGAUAUAGGAGUAUCUAAAAAUCUGCUUAAAGGAGAGGAUACUUUAGAGCGUAAAUCAAACUAG